Drosophila bipectinata is the source of this 567-nucleotide messenger RNA. RefSeq lists its product as uncharacterized. The record is from RefSeq and is a predicted model, not a curated record. Lineage: Eukaryota; Metazoa; Arthropoda; Insecta; Diptera; Drosophilidae.
CCUAAAGCCAAAAAGAUGGACGACCGUCCAGCUAAUCCCGUUUUCAUCACAACUUGUCCUGAGUACAAUUUUUUGCGGGAAUAUCGCCAGGCGUGCAAGCAGAAGGACAGCGAUCCGUUGACCAUCCUAAGAGAGGCCUCGAACGCCUGGAACGCUCUCUCGGACGACGAGAGGAACAUGUUUGAGGAGGAUCGCUAUCUGCGUGUCACCUUCGAUCGCUCCAGCCUGGAUGCCAUGGGACUAGCCGUCGAUGUGGUGGCCGCCGAGCAGAUGCUCGUGCACCGCACAGCCAGUGAGCCAUCCAGUGUCAGCCAGAGUACGCCAAGACGCCGGGCAGCUAGAGGUGGAAUGAGGGCUCCCUCUUUGAAGAUGCCCCCUUCUACACCAAGAAGGGGUCGUAAACGUCCUGCAAGCAGCCCGGGCACACCGCGUCGUUCCAAACGGCGCCGAGAGCAAUGACUUCAUCGUAGUUUCAAAUUUUUGUUGCAGUUACAUUAAUGGGGAUUCCAAAUAAUAAUAUAACCCCCUUUGACUUCGGCCAAUAAAUAGCCACAAGCUAAAAAUCAA